Molecule: messenger RNA, 2950 nt
Organism: Glycine soja
Lineage: Eukaryota; Viridiplantae; Streptophyta; Magnoliopsida; Fabales; Fabaceae
Product: G-type lectin S-receptor-like serine/threonine-protein kinase At4g27290
Exons: 7
Coding region: 104-2572 (822 amino acids)
Biological process (GO): recognition of pollen; protein phosphorylation
Molecular function (GO): protein serine/threonine kinase activity; ATP binding
Source: RefSeq, a predicted model, not a curated record
UUGCACCUGAUGCAACACAGAAGAGACCAAGUCCCCUAAAAAACAGUUACACUUACACAGUACCCUUAUCAAACUUACCCAUCUCUAUAUCUUCAACUUCUACAUGCAGUUGAAUAAUGCAAAAAUGGCCAUUCUUCUUACCAUGCUUGUAAUUUUUAUUCUACUAUUUUUGUCCUGUGAUAGUACCACUCUCACCAUCACCCAGUUUCAGCCACUUUCUGAUGGAACCACCUUGGUUUCCAAAGAUGGAACCUUUGAGGUUGGUUUCUUCAGCCCAGGUAGUUCCACAAACCGCUACCUAGGAAUCUGGUUCAAAAACAUCCCUAUAAAAACCGUCGUUUGGGUAGCCAACCACGACAACCCAAUCAACACCACCACCACUCCCACCAAGUUAACCAUAACCAAAGAAGGAAACCUUGCACUUCUCAACAAGAACAACAGCGUUAUUUGGUCAGCAAACACAACAACAGCAAAAGCGACCAACGUUGUAGCACAGCUCUUGGACACAGGAAACUUGGUCCUACAAGAUGAAAAAGAAAUAAAUUCUCAGAACUACUUGUGGCAGAGCUUUGACCAUCCCUCAGAUACAAUUUUACCAGGAAUGAAGAUAGGUUGGAAAGUAACAACAAAGGGUCUUCAUCUUAAUCGCUACAUCACUGCAUGGAACAAUUGGGAAGACCCAUCUUCUGCUAACUUCACUUAUAGCGUGUCAAGAAGCAACAUUCCUGAAUUACAACAAUGGAAUGGCUCAACGAUGUUAUAUAGAAGUGGCCCUUGGAAUGGUAUUCGAUUCAGCGCUACACCCUCGUUGAAACACCAUCCAUUGUUCACUUACAAUUUCGUGUACGACACGGAAGAGUGUUAUUUCCAAUUCUACCCCCGGAAUAGCUCGUUGAUUUCCAGAAUUGUUCUCAACCGAACCCUUUAUGCUCUUCAGCGCUUCAUUUGGGUUGAGGAAAGUAACAAAUGGGAGUUGAGUUUAACUGUUCCGAGGGAUGGUUGUGAUGGGUAUAACCAUUGUGGCUCAUUUGGGUACUGUGGCAGUGCCACUGUGUCUUCUAUGUGUGAGUGUUUGCGUGGGUUUGAGCCAAAAUCGCCGCAAAACUGGGGUGCGAAGAAUUGGAGUGAAGGGUGUGUGCCUAAUAGUAAAAGUUGGAGGUGUAAGGAGAAAAACAAAGACGGUUUCGUCAAGUUUAGUAACAUGAAGGUUCCAGACACUAACACGUCUUGGAUUAAUAGAAGCAUGACACUUGAGGAAUGCAAGGAAAAGUGUUGGGAAAAUUGUUCGUGUACGGCUUAUGGUAGCUCCGACAUCCUUGGAAAGGGAAAUGGUUGUAUCCUUUGGUUUGGUGAUCUAUUGGACUUGAGACUGCUUCCCGAUGCAGGGCAAGAUCUGUAUGUUAGAGUGCAUAUCACCGAAAUUAUGGGUGGUUCAAGGAAAGUGGCCAUUGUGGUCCCAUGUAUUGUUUCAUCUGUUAUUGCGAUGAUUGUAAUUUUCUCAUUUGUUUACUGGAGAACUAAAACAAAAUUCGGAGGCAAAGUGAAAAUAAAUGAGAGCAAAGAAGAAGAAAUAGAACUACCUUUGUUUGACUUUGAUACAAUAGCGUGUGCCACUAAUCACUUUUCAAGUGACAACAAGGUUAGCCAAGGUGGUUUUGGUCCUGUAUAUAAAGGCACACUACUAGAUGGACAGGAAAUUGCUGUCAAAAGGCUCUCACACACAUCAGCACAAGGUUUAACAGAAUUUAAGAAUGAAGUUAAUUUUUGUUCUAAACUUCAACAUCGAAAUCUUGUUAAAGUUCUUGGUUGUUGCAUCGAUGAGCAAGAGAAAUUACUCAUCUAUGAAUACAUGUCCAACAAAAGUCUAGACUUCUUUCUUUUUGAUUCUUCUCAAAGCAAACUCUUAGAUUGGCCCAUGCGAUUUAGCAUUAUAAAUGGAAUUGCUCGAGGACUUCUUUAUCUUCACCAAGAUUCUAGAUUAAGGAUCAUACACAGAGAUUUGAAAGCAAGUAAUAUUUUGCUUGAUAAUGACAUGAAUCCAAAAAUUUCGGAUUUUGGAUUAGCCCGAAUGUGUAGAGGUGAACAAAUUGAAGGGAACACAAGAAGAAUUGUUGGUACAUAUGGUUAUAUGGCACCAGAAUAUGCAAUUGAUGGAGUAUUCUCCAUCAAAUCCGAUGUUUAUAGCUUCGGUGUUUUACUACUGGAGGUUUUAAGCGGAAAGAAAAACAAAGGAUUUUCCUACUCAAACAACAGUUAUAAUCUUAUUGCACAUGCAUGGAGGUUGUGGAAAGAGUGCAUCCCAAUGGAAUUUAUUGAUACUUGUUUGGGGGACUCAUACACUCAAUCUGAAGCCUUACAGUGCAUUCAUAUUGGUCUUUCAUGCGUGCAACAUCAACCUGAUGAUAGACCAAAUAUGAGAUCUAUAAUUGCAAUGUUAACAAGUGAAAGUGUGUUGCCACAACCAAAAGAACCUAUUUUCUUAACAGAAAAUGUUUCAGCUGAGGAUGAUCUUGGACAAAUGGUGAACUACUCAACCAAUGAAGUAACUAUGUCCGGGAUGGAACCAAGAUAAGGAAAUUGUUUUAUGGAAUAAUAGAUGCUGAGUAUACAUAGAUGAUGUCUCUCUAGGGUGUUAUGUCUGUGUAACGAUUUAGAGGAUGAGGAUACUGAGGAGAAUGUACCACAGGACUCUUAUAUGAAGAUCCGGAGGAAGAUCCUGAAGAGGAUCCUUUCGAGGAUUCACCUUAGGAUGACCAUUAUGUUUAGGGUGUACAGCCUAAGAGAUUAAACUGAACAUGGGUGGCUGCUCUGAGCCCUAGUUUUUUCUUUUAAUUUAUUUUGUUACAUGUAGUCUAGGGUUCAUGUUUUAUAUCUUUUGUAACCUAUGUAUCUUUUGCUACUAUAUUUUAGUCUUUUUCGGGAUAUAAAUAAUACUAUUUCAUCUCUGUUA